Theobroma umbraticum is the source of this 531-nucleotide messenger RNA. The record is from RefSeq and is a predicted model, not a curated record. Lineage: Eukaryota; Viridiplantae; Streptophyta; Magnoliopsida; Malvales; Malvaceae.
AUGAAGAUAGUGACUGACAAGGUCUCUUUCUUCAUUCCACGGGCUGUUGAAACAGGACAGAGGAAAUGGCAAGGAUCAGUCAGUGGAAUAGUUGAUUCACCCCUUGACCAAGUCUGGACCAUUGUUUCUCAAACAAAAAGACUAUCAGAAUGGAUGCCAAUGGUUGAGAGAUGCACUGACGUAGAAGGAGAUGAAGGCAUUCCUGGCUAUGUACGGCUAGUAUCCGGCUUCAUGUUCCCCCAACAAGAUGGAGAAAGGUCAUGGAUCAAAGAGAGGCUGGUUGCAAUGGACCCAACAUCGCACAGUUACGUAUACAAAAUGGAAGCAAGCAACGUGGGCUUAGAUGGAUCAGUAAAUUCCUUAAAACUCAUAGAUUAUGGAGAUGACUCGACGUUGGUUAACUGGUCAUUUGAGAUAGACCCCUUAGAAGGUGCAUUGGAGGACAACAUCAUAGAUUAUCUAGGAUUUCUCUACAAAUCUUGCGUUAACAGGAUCCAGGGUGCCAUUGUGGCUGCAUCCAAGAAAGUUUGA